This is a messenger RNA of Cydia amplana, 1714 nucleotides long. RefSeq names its product progestin and adipoQ receptor family member 4. Gene Ontology annotation, cellular component: membrane. Gene Ontology annotation, molecular function: signaling receptor activity. The transcript is spliced from 6 exons. The coding region runs from base 375 to 1430 and encodes 351 amino acids. The record is from RefSeq and is a predicted model, not a curated record. NCBI's taxonomy places the organism in Eukaryota, Metazoa, Arthropoda, Insecta, Lepidoptera, Tortricidae.
AAAGUGCGACUAUGGCCAGAAAGGAAGCAGGCCGACCUUCUGGCGGGAAUCAGCUGAUCGGGUUUGCGCAAUGCGCAAAUCUAGGGGGCGCGGGUGAGUGAAGGGGGAAUACGGGGCAGGGGAGGCGGCAGCGCGCAACGAGAGGGUGUGCGGCGGCGCCCGGCCAGUCGCGGUCCCGCGGUCUGCUGCACCAGCCUCCGCGGAGCCGGCGUCACGGGCGCGGUGUCCGCGCGAGCGCCGCGCCGAGGCCGAGCGCCCCGACCCGCACCAAGCGCUGCUGUGAUACCUAUUUGUACAAACCGGCGUACGGCCAUGCGGAAACAGGUCGCGAUACGCUCUCCGUACGUGCGUCGCACCGCUCCACGCGCUAGUUUAUGAGAGACGUUGCUCCUGAUACAUGUACAAAAAUGUUCGAUAUGUCAAUUCAAGAAGUGAACGGGAAGGGUCCUAAGAAAAGGAAAAAGUCGUUGGAGCGUAUCUGUGAUAAUGAGGAGCGACGGGAGCGUUCGGAGCUGAACGCGGGGGACGGUGCGGCGGAUAGCGGGAAGAAUGGCGCCGUGGACGCCAAGCCGGGGGCCCAGAGCGCCAAGGGCGCCCCGGGGCCCGGCGGCGUGGAGCUGCUGCACUGGCGGGACAUGCCGCAGCACCUGCAGUUCAACCCGUACGUGCUGACCGGCUACCGCCCGCUGCAGGGCUGGGCCGGCUGCGUUGGCAGCCUCUUCUACUUUCACAAUGAAACCAUUAAUAUACUCACCCACGGCGUAUCCCUGGUGUAUAUCCUGGCGGUGCUGCCGGGGCUGCUGCCGUGGGGCGGCGGCGGCGGCGCGUGGUUCCUGUCGCUGUGCCACCUGCUGGGCGCCCUGGCGCCCUGGUGCGGCUCCUUCCUCUACCACCUCUUCAUGAACCACGCGCGCGGCGAGCAGCUCUACCACCGCCUGCUGCAGCUGGACAUGCUCGGCAUCUGGGUCAGUCAGAGCAUAGGUGCAAUCCCCAUGGUGACGGCGACGGUGCACUGCGCGCCCGCGCCGCUGCGGUACUCGGUGCUGGCAGUCUACAGCCUCGGCAGUCUGCUGGGCCUGUAUAAGGCGAUGCGCGCGUGGUCGCCGUGGGAGCGGCGGUUAUGCUUCGCGGCUCCGUUCUGCAUGCGCGUGCUGCUGGCCGGCGCGCGCGCAGCUCGGCUCGGCGGCGGCUGCCCGCACGCCAUCCUACACGUGUUCCUCCAGGAUGCAGUGUCACUCGGCGGCGGCGUGAUCGGCGCCAUGCACAUCCCCGAGAAGUGGUUUCCGGGCGCCGUGGACCGCUGCCUCAACUCGCACAACAUCAUGCACGUGCUGGUCGUGCUGGCCGUGUACUCCAUGCACCAGGUGACGACGCGCGACCUGGCGUGGAUGUCGCGCGUGGACUGCCGCGCGCCGCUGCGCACGCUCUGACGGCCCGUCCGCUCGCCCGCCCUCUGUGCCCGACACGUCGCGUCUUCAGGAUUCACCUCCUAAAGAACUCUGCUGCCGGCAACGCAACGGCUUGAACGUUCACUCAUGGUAGCCACUGGUCACCGGUUGUGAGUUGUGUUAAAUCCAAUAAGCCGUCAAGUCUUAGACAGAAAGUUCAGCUUAGGUCCAACUCACAACAUUAAGUUAAUUAGGAAAUGAUGCGGACUGGUGAGAUUUUGCUCCAGUUGACAAUUAUGGUUACCUUAAGAUCAUGGAUACUUUAA